Messenger RNA from Harmonia axyridis, 2518 nucleotides. It is a transcript of the gene mtDNA-helicase, whose product is annotated as mitochondrial DNA helicase. Gene Ontology annotation, cellular component: mitochondrion. Gene Ontology annotation, molecular function: 5'-3' DNA helicase activity; ATP binding; single-stranded DNA binding. The coding region runs from base 571 to 2430 and encodes 619 amino acids. Lineage: Eukaryota; Metazoa; Arthropoda; Insecta; Coleoptera; Coccinellidae. Gene Ontology annotation, biological process: mitochondrial DNA replication. The record is from RefSeq and is a predicted model, not a curated record. The transcript has a single exon.
AUAGAUAUAAGUUCUGAAUUAUCAUAAUAAUAGCGCUAGUAACACAACGAAUCAGCAAAGAUGUUUCACGUCAAAUAGGGAGAAUAAUCUUCCCGUUUCAAAAGUGUCCGUUGGGCGUUUAACUGACCCAAAUUGGUGGGACAAGUGCAGCUAGAGGAUAAAUUUCAUAGGAAACGACAAAAAUACAAGUACAAAUUAUAGAGAUAAAGCAAGAAGUAAGGUUGAAAGUGUGUUCGUCUUUUUGGGUCCCUUUGGCUAUACUAGCGCUAUUGUGGAGAAUUUCUGAACCAUUAUUUAACCUUUUCCGCUGGACUCUUUCUCAACAAUUUUACCUUAAGCAGCAGAAAAUUCAUAAGAUAUUCACAACGGUUUCGUCUGCUGAAUACGGCCAUGUAAUGAUUUCUAAAAUAAAAUUAUUUAAUCUAAUUCUAAUGUUCAUCGAGUGAAAAACAAUAAUUACUGAUUUCUAUGACCACCACACCAUUUUCAAUUUUUGGGGUUAUAUUUUUGAAUUUUCAUUGUUUCUACACAUAAAAUCUUAGAAAAAGUUUUUAAAUAGAUAUCUAAGAAAUGUUCCUUCUUAGAAAUUUAAGGAAAAAUAAUGUAGCCCUUUUUAAAUAUUCUUAUAUCAUAAAAACCUUCAAGAACGCUUCGGUAGAAGAUGUUCCCUCUGUUUCUUCUUCAUCUAUAAAAAAGACAUUUAAAUCUUCAAAUAUUGAGUUUGAAGAAGGUCACACAUGUUUUAAAACACAAUGUCCCAUUUGUAAACUGAAUUCAAAGCCCACUAUUUCUACACUGUAUGUCAAUAAAACGACUGGUCUCUUUAUGUGUCCAAAAUGUAAACAUAGUGGUGAGUGGGAUUUUCUGCUAACUUAUCUAACUAGAAAUGGAAAAAAACCGCCUAAUCUUAAAUGGGAAGAAGUACUUGGAAAUUCUUUGAAAAUAGAAGAAUCAGUUAAAUCUCUUCAACAGUCGACAAUUCCGAUAGGUGCAUUAGACCAAAACGCUCUACAUAAACUCCUGAAAAAGUUAAAACUUCCAGUUGUAGACAAAAUUGCAUUAGAAUCCCUCAAGCUAAGAGUUGAUGGAAAAUUGAGUGAAAUUUAUUUUCCUCUUCAAAAUGCUGAUGGUGAAGUUGUAGGAUAUAAAAUUAUUGGAAACGGGAUAACUACUUUUCCAGAUACUAAAUGUGGAGGACUUUUAAAAGGAACUCCUACAAAAGCUACAGAUGUUGCAGUAUUAGUUGGAAACCUUGCAGAUUUUUUAAUUUUAUCUACUUCUAAUAUUAAUGCAACUACAAUUUGCUCUCCUAACGGUAUCAAAAGUUUACCUCAGUAUGUUUUACCAACUUUAGAGAAAUAUAAAAAGAUAGUGUUAUGGUUAGGUUCAGAUACUCAAGCUUGGGAUACUGCACGGAGGUUUGGCAAGAAGUUAGGUGAAAAGAGAUGCUAUUGUGUACGCCCUAAUAAUUCAAAAGCAGCUUUACCUCAUUUAGAUAAAGCUCAAGACUUCAUAUCAUUGAUAAAUAAUGCUCAACGUUUAUGGCAUAAAUCAAUAACAACCUUUGCUUCACUUAGACAGGAUGUUUUAUCUGAUCUUCAAAAUAUGGAUCAAGUAGAGGGUAUCAAAUGGCAAAGAUUUCCUUCGCUCAAUAAAAUUCUUAAAGGCCACCGUAUGGGGGAGAUGACUGUGUUAACAGGACCAACUGGAAGUGGUAAAACAACAUUUAUCAGUGAAUAUUCUCUUGAUUUAGCAUUGCAAGGUGUAAGUACAUUAUGGGGUAGUUUUGAAAUUAGAAAUGCCAGAUUAGCAAGAACGAUGAUGCAACAAAUGGUUGGAAUGCCAUUAGAAAAAAAUUUGCAUUUAUUUGAAACAUGGGCAGAUGAAUUUGAAAAGUUGCCCCUGUACUAUAUGACAUUUCAUGGUCAACAAAGUAUAAAAGUUGUGAUGGAGGCAGUUGAGCAUGCUGCUUAUGUUCACGACAUUAGCCAUGUUAUAAUAGACAAUCUACAAUUUAUGAUGGGUGUUACAGAAGAAUCUAAACAUAUGGAUAGAUAUUGGAAACAGGAUGCUAUAGUGGCAGCUUUUAGGACUUUUGCGUCAAGAAAAAAUUGUCAUGUGACACUCGUUAUUCAUCCUAGAAAAGAAAGGGUAGAUGAAGAGUUGACCACAAGCUCUAUAUUUGGUGGAGCUAAAGCCUCUCAAGAAGCAGAUAAUGUACUCCUCAUUCAGGAUAAAAGACUUACAGGUCCUCGUGGUAAAAAGUAUCUUCAAGUUGCCAAAAAUAGAUAUAGUGGAGACUUGGGUGUUAUGGCUCUUGAUUUUGAUAAAGACUCUUUGAGUUAUGCACCUAAAAAGAAGAAGAAGUCGGAAGUAUCUCCCGAACACUCAGCUUCCGAACAAGUAAAACGGGAUAUACUUUUGGAAUAAACCAUUGAAUAUUAAAUCAACUGCAAUUUGUGAUAUUUUUUAACAGAUAUUGAUCUGAUGUAUAUUUGUAAAUAAAUACUUAAUAUAA